Molecule: messenger RNA, 2932 nt
Organism: Siniperca chuatsi (mandarin fish)
Lineage: Eukaryota; Metazoa; Chordata; Actinopteri; Centrarchiformes; Sinipercidae
Product: very long-chain acyl-CoA synthetase-like
Exons: 10
Coding region: 472-2313 (613 amino acids)
Molecular function (GO): long-chain fatty acid-CoA ligase activity; long-chain fatty acid transmembrane transporter activity
Source: RefSeq, a predicted model, not a curated record
UUUUUUUGCUGGUUUCUUUUGUCAAUUAACAAAUGUAAACAACAUAUCGUUGGGUUUUGAACUGUUGGUCAGACAAAACAAGCAUCACCUUGGGCUUCAGGAAACUGUGAGGGGUAUUUUUCAUUUUCUGACUUUUUUUUUUUAGGUGAAUCAAUUAAUGGAGAAAAUAUUUGACUGAUCAAUCAAAAUGAAAAUAAUAAUUGCAACUCUGCUCUCAAGCCUCUCUUCCUGUUCUUACAUUGCUUCUUCACUAUCAUAGAAGGAAAACCAACAAGUGAACACACUGUUUUAUAUCAUAAAUCAGCCUUUGGUUAUACUGUAAAACGGAGUUGGUAAAAAUGUUCUAAUCAUUGAUAUGGUUCCUCCUCUUCCUCAUAUGUUUUAGCCCUGAGCUCCUUUUCUUCAGAAGUUUAACACUUAACUUGACAGACUCCCACACGCUGGUGACUGAAGUUACAGUUAUAGAUAAACAUGCUCGUCUGGAUAGUGUUUACUGCUGCGAUUUUUCUUGCCCUUUUAUUCUGCCAUCCUCACUUUUUCCAGGAUAUCCAAUAUGUGCGGGCUAAAUCAAAAAUAAGGCGACGCAUCCUAAAAUACAAGCAGACUAAUUACUCCAUCCUGGACCGCUUUUUAGACAGGGUGAAGGCUCAGCCACACAAGCCGUUCAUUCUUUAUAAAGACGAGACUUUUACCUACAAGGACGCUGAUGAUCUCAGUAACAAAGCUGCAAGAGUUUUCCUGCAGAGUGGACUUGUUAAAGAAGGCGACACGGUUGCGCUGUUCCUCGGAAAUGAGCCCAUGUUUCUGUGGCUGUGGUUGGGUUUGGUGAAGAUCGGAUGUGCUGCAGCUUUUCUCAACUACAACAUCAGAUCCAAGUCCCUGUUACACUGCUUCAGCUGCAGCGGGGCCACAACUCUGGUCGCAGCUGAGGACUUACAGGAUGCCGUGGAGGAGGUGCUGCCCAGUCUGUUGGAGCAGCAAGUCACUGUUUUCAUCCUGGCUGACAAAUGCAGAACUGCAGAUGUGGAGAGCUUCAAAGACAAAAUGAGUCAGGCCUCCUCUGAGCCUCUACCCAAGGAUUUAAGGUCACAUUUAACAAUGCUGAGUCCAGCAGCCUACAUAUACACAUCAGGGACAACAGGUUUCCCUAAAGCAGCAGUGGUCACUCAUACCAAACUGUGGGCCACCUCUUUGCUUCUGCUUCUAGCAGGAGUGAACUCCAAAGAUGUGGUUUAUAUUAGCCUCCCUCUCUAUCACAGCGCUGGCUUCCUUGGUUUCACUGGAGCCAUUGAGAGGGGUAUCACAGUGGUUUUAAGGAGUAAAUUUUCUGCAUCUCAGUUCUGGGACGACUGCAGAAAAUAUAAUGUCACAGUCAUACAGUACAUAGGGGAAAUUCUGCGAUACCUCUGCAAUACGCCAAAGAAAUUCAACGAUCGAAGCCACAAAGUAAGACUUGCGGUAGGCAACGGGCUCAGGGCAGAUGUUUGGAGGGACUUCAUAAGCAGGUUUGGAAACGUUCAAAUCAGAGAGUUUUAUGGAGCAACAGAAGGGAAUUUUUCUUUCCUGAAUUACAGCGGAAAGAUAGGAGCUGUUGGUCGAGACACCUUCAUCCACAAGAGAUAUUUUCCGUACGCUCUAAUCAAAUACGACAUAGAUAAAGGAGGGCCUUUGAGGGAUUCUUCUGGUUUCUGCAUAGAGGCUGCCAAAGGUGAGCCUGGACUUCUGGUAAGUGAAAUAUCAACGAAUGCUCCGUUCUAUGGUUAUGCGAGAGACCUGCAGCAAACUGAGAAGAAGAAGCUGCAUAAUGUCCACAAGAAAGGAGACGUGUACUUCAACACUGGUGACCUGCUACUCAUCGAUCAAGAUAAUUUUAUUUACUUUCAGGAUCGAAUUGGAGACACUUUCAGAUGGAAAGGAGAGAACGUGGCUACAACUGAGGUGGCUGACAUCAUCACACUGGUUGACUGCAUUAAAGAAGCCAACGUGUAUGGAGUUGAAGUGCCAGGUCAGGAGGGGAGAGCUGGAAUGGCUGCCGUUACUUUACGUGAAGGACAGAGAUUUGACUCUGCAGGUGUUUUUAAACAUGUCGAAAACUUCCUGCCGGCCUACGCAAGACCGCGUUUUAUGAGGAUUCAGAGUUCCUUGGAAGUUACAGGCACGUUCAAGCAUCUGAAGGUGAAGCUGGUGGAGGAGGGCUUUAACCCAAAUCAAAUAACGGAUCCACUCUACUUUCUGGAUGAAAAAGACAAGAAUUACGUCCCACUUACGCUGGACAUAUUCGAUUUAGUUACAUCAGGGAAGAUCAAAAUUUAAAGUGGCUUUCAUUGCCUCUCUGUUAAAGGAAAAAUCCACCUGCUUCCACUGUAACACAUCACCCACUUGUGAUGUUCAGCACAUUUGAGGGGAUGUUGUGUGAUUUAUCUUUAUCUCUAUACUAUUGUACUUCUACUUCAGCAGUAAUUUCACAUAUCCCUAAAUGACUUUCAUUCUCCUCCAGAGAGCAUGUAUACAUACUGUAUACAUAUGUACAGUUAACAAGUGUAGCGACAGUUUCACUUAGAGCAAGAAAGCAAGUUUUUCCAGUUGAGUAAACAGCUGAGCUCCUUACUUAAACAGUGACUUCUUGCUACAUGUCGUACUGAUCUAUUGAGGCUAUUGUCAGCGUAGGAGCAGGAAUAUCUGCCUUGUAUGCAAAAGAUUUCUUCUUGUAUGAUUGUUGUUACGCCUCCUUCCUCUCUUCAGGGCUGAUCGGAAAAAAUACCCUUUUCUCUGAUUUUUCUCGUCAAUAGUGCGAUUUAAAUUGCUCUUAUUUUCUAUAAAUGAAACUCCAGGCAUUUAUUUGUGAUCUACAUAGUUUUAAACAAGAUAUGAUUGUAGCAAUCAUAAGCACAAGUUCAUCUUGUUUCUACUUAAAUAAAAUAAGAUUAAGUAA